AUGCUGCCCUUCCUCUAUCCUUUUCUGAACGCAACCGCCUGCACGAAGCAUACAACAUUCAAGGCAACAGCGAACAUCCUGCGAACCCGCCGUCGAUGGCACUCAACAUCAAACAACCGCAUAGUAACUACGCAAACAUCCGAAGACGAAACGGGUCCAGAUCUCUCCCAUCUUAAUCCUCCGCCAUCCGACUACUCACGAUUCAUCUUCCAGGACAAAUGCACUGCGAAAGUGGUUACUGGUUCCGGAGGCAAUGGUUGUGUGGCUUUCCUUCGAGAAAAGUACAUUGAAGAAGGUCCCCCCAACGGUGGCGAUGGAGGCAGCGGUGGAAGUAUAUAUAUACAAGCUGUUGACGGCUUGACAAGUCUGCACAAGCUCGCGCGACAAGGCACCAUCCGAGCUGGAAACGGAAAAAAUGGACAAGGAAAGAGUAGAGGCGGCAAACGAGGCCACGAUGUGCUGAUACAGGUCCCGGUCGGAACUGUCGUUCGCGAAGUGUCCAGAUAUGAUCCCAUUGAAGAGGCAGAACACGAAUACAGAACUUUGAAGGGUACUUUGUCUAGGGAAGAGCAAGCGAUGGGAAUGUAUGUCGCGCAACGCGACCGUUUCGUUCUCUAUCCCGGCUCGCUUCCUUCUGAUUUUUUGACCACGACUUUCCCAACACUCGGUCCCCCACGAAGGUCUAACCUUGCUGCACUGGAGCCCCCGGCCCCUAUUCAUCUGGACUUGUCGCAGCCUAUGGAACAACCGAAGCUUCUGGCUGCAGGCGCGGUUGGCGGGUUCGGCAAUCCUCAUUUUAUAGCGCGCAGUAUGGGACGACCUAAAUUCGCAACGAAAGGAGAAGGAGGCAUGACUCUACAUCUGGAAUUUGAGCUCAAAUUGCUGGCCGACGUCGGUUUAGUGGGGUUCCCUAAUGCAGGGAAAAGCACUUUGCUUCGUUCGUUGACGAAUAGUCGUACGAGAAUCGGGAACUGGGAGUUUACCACUUUAUCCCCAAACAUCGGCACGGUAGUCUUGGACGAUUUUAAAGGAAGACCAAAGGUUGAAUCGUUGAACAAGAAGAGUCCUCGCACAAACUUCACAAUAGCUGAUAUCCCCGGUUUGGUUGAGGACGCGCAUCUGGAUAGAGGUCUUGGAUUGGGUUUCCUACGACAUAUCGAGCGCGCUGGUAUUCUUGGCUUCGUUGUUGAUCUCAGUUCUGCCGAUCCGGUCAAAACGCUACAGAAGCUCUGGCACGAAUUGGGCGAGUACGACAAGUUGCGUAAUGCUGAAAUAGAGUCGGAAUCUGCCAAGAAGAGAUGGAUGCCCAUGAAUCCUCAGGACCCUCUUCCAGCAUUGGUCUUGCCACCUAUUUACAGGAAGCCAUGGUUCGUUGUCGCUACCAAAGCUGAUUUACCAGACACCAAGGAAAACUUUGCUGCUCUUCAAGACUACCUAUCACAGAUUCAGCAAGGGCUUGCUGAGCAUCCUAGCGGACACAAAGACGCGUUUCGAGAACGUCUCGUGGCUGUUCCAGUGAGUGCCAUCAAGGCUGAGGGUGUCAGUGGGAUUCCAAAUCUUGUGAUGACUUUUCUUGAAGGUCAGUGA
Molecule: messenger RNA, 1587 nt
Organism: Talaromyces marneffei
Lineage: Eukaryota; Fungi; Ascomycota; Eurotiomycetes; Eurotiales; Trichocomaceae
Exons: 1
Coding region: 1-1587 (528 amino acids)
Cellular component (GO): mitochondrion
Molecular function (GO): GTPase activity; GTP binding
Source: RefSeq, a predicted model, not a curated record